This is a messenger RNA of Tauraco erythrolophus (red-crested turaco), 1007 nucleotides long. NCBI's taxonomy places the organism in Eukaryota, Metazoa, Chordata, Aves, Musophagiformes, Musophagidae. The record is from RefSeq and is a predicted model, not a curated record.
GUAGUUCGGCUGGGGGCCACCCCUGUUAGCCUGAGCUUGCUCUCUAUCCAGGUUUAUGCUGCUUCUUCAGAGAAGGAGACUUCCAAAAAGGAGUUGCUGAAAAUUGAGGAGCUGUCACUCUACUCCUCUCCAGCUCGUGAGACUAAAUAUGUGGAGAAUCCACAAACCCAAUUGGAAGAGGGGGUUUCGCAUUUACGGCAUCUUAUGGAGCCAUAUACAGCCUGGUGUCAGGAUCUUUAUGCCAAAGCUAUGCCCAAAUUAGAAAAAGCUGUUGAGCAUGGUAGAGAGGGCUGUGAAUUUCUCCAAAACCCCCCUGCUGGAUUUUAUCCAAGGCUUGGUGUGAUAGGUUUUGCAGGAAUUGUUGGAUUGUUUCUUGCUAGAGGCUCAAAAAUAAAGAAGUUAGUGUAUCCAGGAGGUCUCAUGGGUAUCGGUGCCUCCAUGUAUUACCCUCAGCAAGCGGUUGCUAUUGCAAAGGUUGCUGGUACACAGCUGUAUGACUGGAGUCUUCAGGGAUAUAUUGCUGUAGAAUCUCUUUGGAAGGAUAACCCUAAGAAGAAGAAAUCUGGGAAAAAAAGUGAUAAGGGAGACGCAGAUGGUGACAAGCCCCUGGAAAUCCAUGCGGCUUCAAAUGAAGAGCAAGCCCAGAAGUAGAACACCAGAUCGCUUGGCAUCAAACAGAUGAACAGAAAAUACAGAUAUGAGCAACUGUUUCCCAAGAAAAAGAGGAAAAUCAUGUGAAUCCAUUUUGAUUUUUGAAUGUGACUAAUCCAGCUCUGCCUCAGGAAAGACUGAUGGUGUGCUGCUUGGGCUUCUGGUAUGGAAUCUGUGAAAGGACACUACGUAUUUUGGGUCAGUCUUGAGACCUUAUCCUCAAUUCUGCAGUGAGACUCAAGUCUGCCCAUGCUUGUCCCAUUGCAGGAUCAGCAUCGCAAGUAGCGAGUCUCAAAAUUCCUCAGUCUCUCGUUGUUAUUUAUAUAUAAAAUAAAAUUCCAGUUACACAAAAUGGU